Messenger RNA from Fundulus heteroclitus (mummichog), 3101 nucleotides. RefSeq lists its product as uncharacterized. Bases 1 to 2622 code for a protein of 873 amino acids. Gene Ontology annotation, cellular component: cytoplasm; membrane. The record is from RefSeq and is a predicted model, not a curated record. Gene Ontology annotation, biological process: regulation of translational fidelity. NCBI's taxonomy places the organism in Eukaryota, Metazoa, Chordata, Actinopteri, Cyprinodontiformes, Fundulidae. The transcript has 9 exons. Gene Ontology annotation, molecular function: double-stranded RNA binding; tRNA binding; nucleotidyltransferase activity.
AUGGCUCAGCACAGCUCACUGGAUGAGUCUGUUGGUAUUCUCAGCAUCUCUGCAGGUUCUCUCCUGCUGCUGGUGAACAGCUAUGCCAGCUCCCCUGAAAAAGACUUCAUCCCCCACACUGCACUGGGGAUCUUACUCCUCAUCAUUGCAGCCCUGGUAGCCUACACAGGUGUCCGUCACAGCUUGUCCCACUCUCAGCUGUUUUCCACCCUAUGUCUGACCAUCUCUGCUCUGUGGUGUGGCUCUGGUCUGGUCUACAUCCUGAUAGGACAGAGUGUCCUGUCACUCUCACAGCUAAGAGCCUCUCUGAUCCCUGGCCUGGCAGCAUUUACCUUAGCCCUGUUCAUUAUAGGCACUGUUGCCCUUUUUGUGAAGAAACCUGUUCUGUUGGUCAUAGCUGUCAGCAUUUCCUUGGCCUCUGCCCACCAGAUCGCUGGGCUUUCAGAUUCAAGGUUUGGUCAGUCUGCCACAGCUGCAAACUACCUCCUUGUUUGUCUUGUGUGUGCAUACUUUGGCUUUGGACGUCUGCUGUACACCAUCACACAGGGUAAAGUGAGACCUCCAGGUACAGUCAUGAAACAGAAAUCUGAGCUGAAAAAAGAACAGAACCAGAACUGUAGUGAUGCAGUCAGUGUAGGUUUGGUGAUGAACUUGUUAUCUGCCUCUAUUUUAGCCUGUCCUCUGUUAGGCGUGGUCCCCCAGCUCUUUGUUGGCCAUGUUCCCUGGCUUUGGACAGCUGGAGUCUUCCAGCUUGGCAUGUGUGUCCUCUUUUACCGAGCAAUGGACACGCUUGCUGCGACGUUCUAUGGCUUUUUAUCCCUACUGAAAUUUGCUGAGGGCUACAGUGCUCUGUUAUCAUUCUACAUGAUUCAGCCAUUCUCCCCAGUUCCUUUCCCCGUUGUCUUUGCAGUUCUUUUCUCUGUUCUGGCACUGUUCAGCUGUCAGAAGAGCUUAUUGGAGGGCCUUUACCAGUUAUUCUUUGUAGCCUAUUGUAUUUCCAUCGCAGCCCAGCCUCAAGGCUUCUUCCAAGGAGGUACUCAGGGGGUGCAGGGAGCGAUCUUUGUAGCUACUGCUGGAGUGCUUUUUAUUACCACCUUCAACAUGGUCUCCAGUACGAGGAUCCCUACCGGACAGGGUCUCUUUAAGGCUUUGACAACCAGGAUUCGCAGUCUUACUCUCAGGGCUCUUGAUAAAGAGCGACAUACACCUCAUCUCGGCUACUCCAAGUAUGCAGAUGCAGAGAUGUUGGGCCAUGCAUGCAAUGUUCUGGCUGCUUUUGCCAUCACAGCCACAGUUGGGGACAGGAACCCUCUGUCUGUGCUGAUUCUGCCCUGGGCAGUAAUGGCUGGUGGGGUGCUGCAGCUCCUGUGUGGCUCAGUAGCGUUUGCUCGGGGUAAAACCUUCGAGAGCACAGCUUUUAUUCUCUAUGGGGUGAUGUGGACAGUGUGGGGGUUGACGCGAUUUGGUGGUCUUUAUGGUGAGACCAGAGGUUUUAACGUUGCUGUUGGGAUCAUUAGUUUCAUGCUGUUUAACGUUCUGGUGACAAUUGCAGCACUGUUUCUGAAUGUUGCCUGGUUUGUCUAUGCAUUCACCUUCCAGCUCAUCCUUAUUAGCUUCCUGCUGGAUGCAGUAGGUGCACUGCCUUAUGGUUAUGAUAUUGGCGUCACAAUCAUCUUUGGUCUUGUCAGUUUUUACUGUUUCUUGGCGCACAUUUUCAACGGCACCUUCCAGUCUCCCCAAAUCCCCUUAGGAAGACCUUUAGUCAAGCUGGGUGGCGUCGGAGGCGGGGAAGGGGUCUGUCCACAUGUACCAGCUCGCAAAGCAACAUCAGUCCAACAGAUUGCAGAAAUCAUGAAAAAUGGAGGCAUAUGUGGAAUGCCAACUGACACUGUCUACGUGUUGGUAGCUGCCUGCAACAGGCCAGAUGCAGUUAUCAAAGCUUUCAAGGUUAAGAAACAGGCUCAGGACAGACCCAUGUCCAUGUGGAUCUCUUCUGUCAAGCAGCUGGAACCUGUCAGACACCUGCUGAGCCCUCUGCUCCUGGACUUCAUGGAGGCUGCAUGGCCUUCAUCAAUCAGCAUGGUCAUCCCAAGAGGCCCAUGGUUGGAUAUAUUUGGCCUGGGAGAUGCUGCCAUACACAUUGGGACUCCACAAAGUAUCGCCAUUAGAAGCCCAGACUGUGCAGUUGCCACACAUCUUAUUAAUCAGGUGGGUCCAAUUGCUGUAACCUCAGCCAACCCCACAGGUGAGGCGGACACAACUCACCAUAACCAAGUUUAUGCUAAACUGGGAAAGAAGGUGGAAGGGGUGUUAUGUGAUGGACCGUCCCCAGAGAAUAUUGCAUCUACUGUGGUUGACUGCACCAAGAUUGAAACUGGACAAAUUGGUUUCUUCAGAGUGGGCCUCAUUCCAAAAUCCAAGGUCUUCCAGAUAUUUGAGGAGGUUAAGAACCGGCACAGAGUAGGACAAGCCAAUCCUGGUUUUGAACAUGAUCAGGCUCCUCCAGACACCCAACUUGAAGGUUCUGGAGGGGAUGAAACAUCAGAUUCAGGAAGAGAAACUGAAGUCUCAACACCCUCAACUACACAUGAACAGGACACAGACCUCAAUAAUGACCAAUAGCACUUACAUUAGGAGCUUUACUUUGUUUAUUUAAUUACUUGUUCAUUUGUAAUAUGUAAAUAGAGAUGUGAUAUUGAGAUAUAUGUGAUAAACAUGAUAACUGGAUGUAUUAUUGAGUUAUUGUCGAAUUAAAUUUACACCUUGUUUUAUCAAAGAGCAACAUCUCAUGUGCAUCAUAAAGUGUAAUGAAAAAAGCUUUGAAUGGUAAUGUUUAUAUUUUAACUGUUGUGUAAUGUGUUUAUAUUCACCCUCCUGGUGAAUAGGAAAAGCAGUAUUCUAAAAGGCAUAUGUGCACUGUGUGUGUUUAAAGAGUAUCACUGUGGACAUCGCUUUGACAUAAAUACAAUCAGACCUGUAGGUCAGUUGCAUUAAAAUAUUUCAGAAAGUCAUGCUUCCAGUUUUGUAACAGCAAAUGCUGUAAAAGAUAAACAAGUUGUUAUACCUUUAUAAAUAGAACAAUGUAAUAAAGAUGCUUUUAA